GGGCCGCCGGUUACUCUUCUGAGAGCCCUUUAGAAAAGCACUGGGCAGUGGGCAGACAAGCCAGGGGGCGGGGGUGCAGGCAGGCCCAGCCUGUGUACCAGCCCGGGGACACCCUCGGAAGCACCCAUGAACAAGAGAUGGUGCAACCCGGGCGCGCACGUGUGUGCAGCCCGCUGGCACGUCUCUAUGCCCUGUGGGCACCUGUCUUGUGAGUAGCUCCGGGUGUGGCUGUUCCUGGAUGCUGUGGGUUUCAGUAAGGUUUGUAUCUUCGGGCCUGCCUCCCCCGUCUCCAGAGGGGAACUAAGAAGUUUAACUGAGCAGGGACUGAGAAGAUUAAAGGAGUGGAUCUCAGAGGCAAGGCGGAGAGGGUGGGGACUGCGGGCGCAGCAGGCAGGGAAGCACCUAUUUGACCCAUCUCCCAGCUAGAAAAGAAUCUUGAAAAGACUGGCGUGACCCAUGUGCUCUGAAAUGUUUAGAGAGCCCCGAGCAGUGAUGACCACAGAGUGAGUGGCACUAGGCUGAGCCUGUUUUAAUUCGUGGACAACAGGGAUGCUUGCAUUUAGAAAGGCCAGAAGGAAACUCAGGAUGGGCACCAUCUGCUCUCCCAAUCCCAGCGGGACAAAGACAGCCUCGGAGGUCUGCAAUGCCGACUGGAUGGCCUCGCUCCCCCCUCACCUCCACAACGUUCCCCUUUCCAAUCUGGCAAUCCCAGGCUCCCAUGAUUCAUUCAGCUACUGGGUAGAUGAAAAGUCCCCAGUGGGGCCUGACCAAACCCAAGCUGUCAAACGCCUUGCCCGGAUCUCCUUGGUGAAGAAGUUAAUGAAGAAAUGGUCUGUAACUCAGAACCUGACCUUCCGGGAGCAGUUGGAGGCUGGGAUCCGCUACUUUGACCUACGUGUAUCUUCUAAGCCUGGAGACACUGACCAGGAGAUCUACUUCAUCCAUGGGCUCUUUGGCAUCAAGGUUUGGGAUGGGUUGAUGGAGAUUGAUGCAUUCCUGACUCAGCAUCCUCAAGAGAUCAUCUUCCUGGAUUUCAACCACUUCUAUGCCAUGGAUGAGGCCCACCACAAAUGCCUCGUUCUACGGAUCCAGGAGGCCUUUGGGAACAAGCUGUGCCCAGCCUGCAGUGUGGAAAGCAUGACACUUAGGAGUCUGUGGGAGAAGAAGUACCAGGUUCUCAUUUUUUAUCACUGUCCCUUCUACAAGCAAUAUCCAUUCCUGUGGCCAGGGAAGAAGAUUCCGGCACCCUGGGCAAACACCACGAGUGUGCAAAAACUGAUCCUCUUCUUGGAGACCACUCUGAGUGAGCGAGCCCCACGGGGGGCCUUCCAUGUCUCCCAGGCCAUCCUCACCCCAAGAGUGAAGACAAUUGCCCGAGGCCUUGUGGGGGGCCUCAAGAACACACUCGUUCACAGGAAUCUCCCUGCCAUCCUUGAAUGGGUGAAGACUCAAAAGCCUGGAGCCAUGGGCGUCAACAUCAUCACCUCUGACUUUGUGGACCUGAUAGACUUUGCCACAACUGUGAUCGAAUUGAACGACCUUCUAGAGGAUCAGGAUCGAGCUCUGACUAAGUGUUGAAUCCAUGCUUUGUUUAAUUUGAUGUCGAGGUUGUCCAUCCAAGGUAGGAUUCUAGAGGGUUCUAGUCAAGAUGGCUCGCUCCUAGGCAGUCACGGGGAAGUGAGAAAGAGAAAGAAGGCCCUCUCCCUUUCCUCACAUAGCUUAAAAAAAAAAAAACUGAGGGUUUUCAAUGCAUUUUCCCCAAAUGACACUUUCACAAACUUAAGUCUAAGAGAAGAAUGCAUAUUCUCUAUGGUUAACAUCAGGAUCUUACCCCAGUGGCUUGUGCUAGCGAAUGGAAGAUGGAAGCAUCCUUUUCAGGUUCCAUGGGAUAUGCAUCAUCUUAAUUGACGCAGCUUCCUGUUGUCUUCCGGGGUCAUUUGAGCCGGUGUGAAGACCAAAUCAGAAAGGCAUUCCUGCUCAGAAGAAUGGCACACGCAAGCAUGGACCACCCUGCGAGGUCUCUGCCGUCAACCCAGAGCUCUAAGGGGCUCCUAGAGAGCCAAGACCCAGGUCUCCCAGGAACUAUACAGUGUCACCGCUUUUCUACAAGAUCAAGAUAGAAUUAUCAUCACAGUGCUCAGCCACAGGCUAGCUCUGCAUAUCUUGGGCUGUUAGUGGGGCACCUUUAUUCUUCAUAUAAACAGUGCACACUACCCUUGGCAUCAGGAAAAGUAUUUCCUUAUUUUAAUGUAUUUUGGGCCCUAUCUUUAAAAUGAAAGGAACAGUAGUGGAAAGUCUCCUAUGUGAGGGCCCAAUACAAACUAAACAUGCAUGUUCGUUGCAUGCUAGAGUUCUCUGAUUUAUUUCUGUAGCUUUCUCCCCAAAUGACUGUCAGGCAAGUACCAGCAUCAUUUUGGCAAAGUCCUCUUUGGAGCGAGGUCUUCAAGGCAGAUAGCAGAAUGCUAUUUUAUGGUUGUCUGUCUGGGACCUGGUCUGCUGCAUGACACAGUGCUUGCCUAUGACACGGUGGAGGCUGACACAGGAUGCGUGGGAGCAUGCGAUGGAAUUAAAGGACGACGGUCCAAGUCGGUUUGGAGCCAGUCUGUAACUCCUUGCGAACAAGACUACCUCGAGGACAUUUAGCAUGACUCGUAUGUCAUCCAGUGAGGGGAAAAGCAAUGCUGGACGUGUCUGCUUGUUUUUCCAUUUAGUCUAUUUUCUGUGGGUUGUUCUGCCAACUGCCUUUUGCAUGAGGGCUCGCAGACACAAAGGGAUUUUUGUUUUAAUUGAUAAGAGGUGCUUUUUAUUGAUAAGAGCCCUCUUUUGUUUUAUUUGCUCUGUUUUUGUAUUUAUUGAUUUAUUUAUUCAUAGACUAUGGAUCUGCAGUGUUCUUUGCCUGAAGAACACUCACAGAUGUUUACUGGACUUUUCCUACCCAGGAUGCUGCUGUGGUCAGCCACCCAUGCACUGCAUGGCGCAUCUCAGGGGCUGUGAGUGACCUCGUAACUUUGCUAGAGAUGCCCUACCCCCACCCCACCCCAAACCUGCUGAGGACAAUGUAUAAGUGUGGAUGUGAUCAAAGCGAGGAAGCGACUGCCAAAGGCAUGCACAGGGAGAGAAGCGAAAGGGUUGUGAAAAACUACACAGGUGGUAGAGCUUUGGGAAGAGAACUAGGGACAAUGGCUGAGGGAAUCCGCCAGUGUGCUUAGCUAACCUGCAGCCCUAUUUAAGAAUUCCCAAAGGAGGUGUUGGAUUCCACAUUCCUACUGAGGAAUAUAAACAGGCAGACCUGGGUGGGGAUGUGGUUUACAGAGAUUGCUGGACAUUCUUCUGGUACUUCUCACAUGUCUCCCUUUGAUUGCCUCGUCUGUUGUGCAUGCGGACUGCCUUGGGGAUAUCUUGGGUGAGCUCUUGAAAACAUGCAUGCCCCUAACGGCUGACCUUUCUUUCCCUAAAGUAAUUUAGGCCUCGACUUUUCCCCUCUAGAGUUCAUGGAGGCCACAGCACAAACGCCUCUGAGAAGAGCCGAUUUAACUUCUCCUGCUCUGGUGUUUGAAUCCUGCCCAGAGGUGGCUCUCUGAAAUGACCUUGUCUAAUUUGUCAGUGUGUCUCUGCACAGGGCUUCCCCAUUGCGCAGGAGCAUUCCCCAUUCCCCUCAGUUGUGAUGCUGAGCUCGACAGAGCAGGCUCCCAAAACCUUAGCCUACCCUCAGGUUUUUAUAUUUUUGUUUUUAUUGUUGCAUUAUUAUUAUUAUUAUUAUUAUUAUUAUUAUUAUUAUUAUUAUUUGGUUUCAGUUUUAAUUAUCCGUUAGUUACAAGGAACUAGAUCACUCCCUUCUGUUAACCCUUUGUUCCUUGACAAAGAGAUAUGGAGGCGAGAGGAGAGUCAUUCUGCUCUGUUUUAUUUCCGCCCCAGCUUUGUCCAGGUGCUCGGUGCUAUGGAGGCUGGCCUGUCAGCAGGUAUCCGCACCGGAUGGAUACCAGUUUCACUUUAGGGCUGCAGACUGUUCAGUGAAAUGUUUACUUUGUUUUCUCCUUCUGUUCUUAAAUACACAGUUGUAUUUCACUUCUGACAUUUAAGUGCACCUCAGUGUUUGCAAUGUUGUGCCAUCAAGCAUAAGCAGAGGCACAGGACACUUCCAAGGCCACGUGUAUGGACCCCUUCUCCCACAGUGACCGCAUGCGUAUACGCUCCCUGGCUUGUCGGGGUGCAUUAGGGUCCCAGCCUUGCUGACAUUCUGAAAGUCUGAGAGGUCAGGGGAGGAGGAUUAUUCUCAAUUCCGCCCAGGAAUUACUCAAAUCUCUGCCCCAAGAAAAGGCUUCCAAUGUUGUAAAAGACUGCAUCUGUUCUGUAUCUUGAAGACCAAGCAGAAACUCAAGUGAGCCGGACAGAGAAAAAAUAGAACGUGGGCCCCAGGGCUCAUUCUGUCAUAGUUACAAGUAAGAGUUCUGACCCAAAUAUAUCACAUGUUCUCUAAAAUCUAGGUAGUCAUUCGGAUUUUUUUUUU
Molecule: messenger RNA, 4507 nt
Organism: Apodemus sylvaticus (European woodmouse)
Lineage: Eukaryota; Metazoa; Chordata; Mammalia; Rodentia; Muridae
Gene: Plcxd2
Product: phosphatidylinositol specific phospholipase C X domain containing 2
Exons: 4
Coding region: 550-1578 (342 amino acids)
Biological process (GO): lipid metabolic process
Molecular function (GO): phosphoric diester hydrolase activity
Source: RefSeq, a predicted model, not a curated record